ACGGCCGUCGGACUGAGGGGCUCGGCAGGUCGGCCAGGCUGCGUUCGGUGUCUCAACCCGCAAGCUACACUCCUUAAGAAUCAGCUACCCUUGCUUCCUUGUCCAUCGUCUCCGCCAAUCAUGCUGGAACAUCUGAGUUCGCUGCCCACCCAGAUGGAUUACAAGGGCCAGAAGCUAGCUGAACAGAUGUUUCAGGGAAUUAUUCUUUCUUCUGCAGUAGUUGGGUUUAUCUACGGGUACGUGGCUGAACAGUUUGCGUGGACUGUCUACAUAGUUAUGGCCGGAUUUGCCUUCUCGUGUUUGCUGACACUUCCUCCAUGGCCUAUCUAUCGCCGACAUCCCCUGAAGUGGUUACCUGUUCAAGACUCAGGCCCAGAAGACAAGAAAUCAUCGGGGGACAGAAAAAUGAAGAGACAUGCCAAAAAUAAUUGAUCGGCGCUUUCACGAUUCAAGUCAUAUUUUAACUUAUAACUGUUUUAUACCAUCUCUUCAUAAUCUUGUUAUGGAGAACAGGAAUAUAAGUAUGCAAUGCUUCUUUCAGGUGUACAUGAUGAAUAAACACCUCAUAA
Messenger RNA from Peromyscus californicus insignis, 569 nucleotides. Its product is annotated as signal peptidase complex subunit 1. The record is from RefSeq and is a predicted model, not a curated record. Gene Ontology annotation, cellular component: signal peptidase complex; endoplasmic reticulum membrane. The transcript has a single exon. NCBI's taxonomy places the organism in Eukaryota, Metazoa, Chordata, Mammalia, Rodentia, Cricetidae. Gene Ontology annotation, biological process: protein targeting to ER. The coding region runs from base 121 to 432 and encodes 103 amino acids.